AUGCCCCACCACCCUUCCCUCACCACCUCUCUCCUUCCUCCCUCUUCCCCACCCAUCCACCAACCCCGCCUUUUCCCCUACCCCCAGGUGGCGGCAUGGCGGGGUCUGAAUGGGGUCGGGCUGGCCCUGGUCAUCCCGGCCAUUCAAUCACUCGUCGCCGACUCAGCCAGCAACAGCACGAGGGGCAUGGCGUUCGGCUGGCUGCAGUUCGUCACCAACUUUGGCAACAUCCUCGGCUUCACCCUCGGCAUCUCCCUCGCCUGCUACGCCUUCUUUGGCCUUGCUGGUUGGCGCAUGGCCUUCAUCAUAGUCACUGUCGUCAGCCUGGCUCUGGCUGCUGUGCUCUGGCUGUUCGCGCACGACCCCCCUCCCACCACUGUCAAAUCAAUAGAAGCGUUGACCUGUCUGACUGACGAACCCGGGUCACAAGAGGAGCGCACUGUAGAGCCGUUGCUAUCUGAAGACCGUACCCUAGAGUUGAAGCAGCAGCAGCACCACCACCACCACCUCCAUCAGCAGCAGCAGCACCACCAGCAGCAGCAGCACCAGCAGCAGCAGCAGCAACAGCAGCAGGAGCAGCAGCUUUCUCAAGCCAACGAAUCAACCCCACUCCAACCAACUUCCUCCCACCACCGUCACUCCUCCUCCCCAUCCCCGCACUCUCCCCACUCGCAUCCCCACCCCUCCCCACUCCCCCCUGUCCCCCUCUCCUCUCCUCACUCCUCCUCCACGUUCCUCUCAGACGUCUUCAAAGUCCUCCGAAUCCGAACCUUCCAGCUGAUCAUAGCACAAGGCGUAGUAGGCUCCUUCCCCUGGGCAGCAGGGGCAUUCUUCCCCAUGUGGUUCGAGCUCCUCGGCUUCUCCCACGCCUCCACUGCCCUUCUGCUCUCCGUCUUCACCGUCGCGUGCAGCCUGGGAGGCCUGUUCGGCGGGUGGUUUGGGGAUGUGAUGGCAUGGAGGUGGCCGGAUGGAGGGAGGCUGGUGUGUGCGCAGAUCAGUGCUGGGUCGGCGGUGGUGCUGUCUACGGUGCUGCUGCGGGUGGUGCCGCAUUCGAACGAGUAUUUUGGGGUGUACCUGAUGGUGUUGACCCUGAUGGGGUUUCUGAUCUCGUGGAAUGCGGCUGGUACCAACAACCCCAUAUUUGCAGAGAUUGUCUCUGAGCGCCUACGCACAGACAUAUACGCGCUCGACCGAACCUUUGAAAUGUCCAUAGCAGCCUUUGCCCCACCAACUGUGGGCUACCUCGCCCAGGCUUGGUUCGGGUUCAUUCGGUCAGACGCGGAUGAUGCAGAGGGCACGUGGGAGCAGAGGCUAGCCAAGCGAUACUAUGACAAGCUGUUCAAGGAGUACUGUGUUGCUGACAUGAGCCGAUACAAGGAAAACAAGGUUGGUGGCACACCAGGCUGGCACACCAGGCUGGCACACCAGGCUGGCACACCAGGCUGGCACACCAGGCUGGCACACCAGGCUGGCACACCAGGCUGGCACACCAGGCUGGCACACCAGGCUGGCACACCAGGCUGGCACACCAGGCUGGCACACCAGGCUGGCACACCAGGCUGGCACACCAGGCUGGCACACCAGGCUGGCACACCAGGCUGGCACACCAGGCUGGCACACCAGGCUGGCACACCAGGCUGGCACACCAGGCUGGCACACCAGGCUGGCACACCAGGCUGGCACACCAGGCUUUCACACCAGGCUGGCACACCAGGCUGGCACACCAGGCUGGCACACCAGGCUUUCACACCAGGCUUUCACACCAGGCUUUCACAAGUGUUUGCCGAUUGA
This is a messenger RNA of Closterium sp. Yama58-4, 1791 nucleotides long. The record is from the annotation of a GenBank genome assembly. NCBI's taxonomy places the organism in Eukaryota, Viridiplantae, Streptophyta, Zygnematophyceae, Desmidiales, Closteriaceae.